Molecule: messenger RNA, 19416 nt
Organism: Porites evermanni
Lineage: Eukaryota; Metazoa; Cnidaria; Anthozoa; Scleractinia; Poritidae
Source: the annotation of a GenBank genome assembly
AGGAAAGGGACCGGAAAUGCUCAACUUCCCUGGAAGGGAGAAUCCCUGGUCGUAUUUUUGGAUUUUGACGGGUUUCGGAUACACUUAUUUCUACCAACGCGUGGGCGAUGAACUUGUUACACUUUCUCUGACCUCGCAGAAGAGAGAUCGAAUAGUUUUGAGCGAACUGAAGAGUUACAAAAUUGGCAGCGAUUCUCCUCAAUUAAAUUACUAUGGAUCCUAUUCACAAAAAAGUUCUUGCAAACAAGACUUCUGACAUAAUGAAAAGGGUUUCAAAUCCAGGAAUUUUAGUCGCUCAUCUUAAGACGAUAUUUAGCCCUGCUGACACAGAGGAAAUCGAGGCGAAAACUUCGAAUCGGGGACCUACCGCCGGAACACAAACCUUGCUUAGUAUACUAGAGAAGAGAGGAGCGAAAGCAUUUUUGCUGUUUUUAUACGCUUUGCGAGAGGAAAAAAAUGAAGAAUUGGCAGAGGAAUUGGAGGAAGAAGAAAGGAAUCUACGAGGAAAAGCAGGUGAGUAAUUACAAGCUACUCCAAUAGUCACGCUAAGUGUUUAUCUCAAGUAAGGUUAAAAUAAUUACACCUUUACACGACACCCACGCUAAACACGGAAAUUGUCAAAGUUACGUAUACACUGUUUUGGACAAAAGAAAUAAAUUUAGCAUUUCCAAGGAAAAGAAAAAACAGAAUGAUUCCCUAGGCAAAUCGGUUAUUUGUCAUUGCUUUUUAAUAACGAACAAAGGGCCGGGCGAUUUGUACAGAAAGGGUGUAAAUUCGCCUAAGUGGGAGAGGGAGCGGGGGGCUUGCUCAUCCAGAUCGUAAGAUUGAAGGGGCCUUGGAAAUAUUAUCUUGUGACCCCUGAGGGCUUUAAUUUUGCCUAAAAAUAAGGUGGGGUCCCAGCCGGUCCCCUAUCCGAGAUCUGCCACUCUCUUGGGUUUGGUAAUAUGUAUGACAAUAUAUUUAUGAUUCUAUUUUAUCAUUGGUUCACAAUUAAACCACCACAACAAAAAAGUAUUUUUAAUAUGUUACCAACCCAUUUUCUAAAAUGAUAGUCACAGCUGGACUCCCAUUCAUUCCUUGGAAAUUCACAAGAUUUUGCAAGACACAUAUUUCUAAUCAAUUCCCAGUGAUGUCCAGUUCUGCUCAUUUUUUUGUGUGCACCACAAGUACUAGUGUAGCAAUACCUUGCCAAUACAUCCUACCUCAUAUCACAUAACUCCAUCAACUGUCAAGUAAAAUUUCGGACUAUUUUGAUUAAUUUCCAGUGAGAAGAGGGAAUAGCUUUCCACAAUCCAAUGACAAUGAAAACAAUGACUUCACAGUCCGUUCUCCUCCUCCACCAUACUCGGCACCAGCAGGAAGCAGCCUUAUAACAUAUGACUAUAGCGUAGAACAGCAAUCACUCAAGGCUGGACAGAAACCAGAUGUGGAGAUCAAUCCAUUGCAUGAAAAUUCAUCAGCCACCAACAAACAGUUGCUUAAGCAGAAUAAAGGUAUUACCGAAGGUAAGCCCACCUGUUAUAUAUACACUGGAACAUGAAUGACCUCCCUUUGUCCUUUAAUAGCACACUAAAAAGGAAAAGAAAAGGUUUACCUACCAAAUGAUUCUAUACCUUAUCACCUGAGUGCAAAGAGACAAUUUUUUACUUAAUGUGUGUAAUUUCUGGUUGUAGAGAAAAUUCCCUGGCCAGAAGCUGUAAGUUAAUUUUCCUGUUUCAUUUUAUUUUGAUUUUUAAUUUUGUUUUGUUUUGUCUUUUUUUGGCCACUUUGCCUUCGGCAUAUGGUGAUACAGCCAGUAUUUGCUUUUGGUUGCUACGCAAAAACUGUAUUAAUUAACAGCCAACAUCAUUCUUUACUUUUCUGUUGACCAACAUUGCAAUCCACAGAAUUGUGCACACAAAACUCUUUCCAAACUGUGUGAAUCCUAUGUCAUGCAACAUGCCUGAGUUAAAUUUAUUAGGCACUAACUGGUAACUACCAUUUUGAAAAUCCCCUUUCAGCUUUUGAUUAUUUAAAAGAACUUAUUUUUCCAGGGGUAAAAACUACACCAGGUAAAUUAUUUUUUGUUUGAUAUAAUCCAGGUUCUCUUGUUAAGGACAUUCCUUUUGCAACACGCACAAAGAUUGAGCGGAUGAUGAACGUCAAUAACCAUAAUGAUCAUAACUGGAGAGGUCUGGCUGCAGCCAUGAAUCUGUCAGUUGAUGAUGUUCGACAAAUGGAGGAAGGAGAAAAGGGGAAAAUGGCAGGACUCUUUGAUAACAUGAUUCAUUUGAAGAAGACAAUCAAAGAUCUUCUUGAUCUUCUUAGAAACCAAGCUGUACAGAGACUGGAUGUUAUAGAUGAGAUUGUACAGGGUUGUCAUCUUCCAAAAAACCUUUCUGAGAGUGACAACUCUGAACUCCAUGAAACAGGUUGGUUUGUAGGCAAUUAAUUGGUUAUUAUAAGGGUAGAGUGAUAUAAUAUUUUUUGUAAUUUUACAAGGCUAUGCAAAAGAGCAAAUGUCAUUUUCAUUUAAAAUAAAAAUGUCUUACUAGACAUUUUUCCGCAGUGUAUCUAUUAUUUAGUUAUAACAGUAAGUUAUAAAACGCUGUGAAGCAUAGGCAACGUAUAAAGAGUAAAUGUGGCAUCAAUAACCACCUAAUUACACUGAAUUGGUAUUUGGAAUUAAUUUUUGCUAGCAACAAGCGAUGACUGUUCCACUGUAACUUUACUGAUGUCACUGUACCAUUUAGAAGUAAGUUGAGACUUGAUACUAGCAAGAAUUGAGCAAAAAUCAAGGCAGAUAUAGAUUCCAGAUUCUUGAUGAUUGGUUCUGAUAAAACAUUCACUAUAAGAAACAGAUUUGUUAAAGUACAAAGUUUUGAGCAAGUGUCUUCUCCCUCAGUAGCUUUCAAUCCACAGAGUGUGUAAUCUAAUAGUUAUCACAAGGACACAUUAUGGCAACCUCCUCAAAGAAGCCGCAGUUUCGGACAAUACAGUCAAGUAAAAAUAUUCAUAAAAUUGAUGGACACCAAUGAAUUUUUUUAAUACUGAAAAAAAUCCAUUAUUUUUUCUUAGAUUCUGCAUCAAAAGCCACUUCAUUACCAUACUCAGAACAAGAAUCACAGGAAGCUAAAGCUGGGUGUGACACCAAACCAGAUGCUCGCAGUCCUUGUCAGAUUGAAGAUGAUGAUGAUCCCAAAGGCAAGGAAGCAGUGGCUGCUAAACCAGAUGCUCGCAUUCCCUGUCAAGAAGAAGAUGACCGUCCUAAUGGAAAGACAGCAUCAGAUACAAAACCAGAUNUAUAGAUUCCAGAUUCUUGAUGAUUGGUUCUGAUAAAACAUUCACUAUAAGAAACAGAUUUGUUAAAGUACAAAGUUUUGAGCAAGUGUCUUCUCCCUCAGUAGCUUUCAAUCCACAGAGUGUGUAAUCUAAUAGUUAUCACAAGGACACAUUAUGGCAACCUCCUCAAAGAAGCCGCAGUUUCGGACAAUACAGUCAAGUAAAAAUAUUCAUAAAAUUGAUGGACACCAAUGAAUUUUUUUAAUACUGAAAAAAAUCCAUUAUUUUUUCUUAGAUUCUGCAUCAAAAGCCACUUCAUUACCAUACUCAGAACAAGAAUCACAGGAAGCUAAAGCUGGGUGUGACACCAAACCAGAUGCUCGCAGUCCUUGUCAGAUUGAAGAUGAUGAUGAUCCCAAAGGCAAGGAAGCAGUGGCUGCUAAACCAGAUGCUCGCAUUCCCUGUCAAGAAGAAGAUGACCGUCCUAAUGGAAAGACAGCAUCAGAUACAAAACCAGAUGCUCGUGUUCCAAGUCAGGUUGAAGAUGAUGAUGAUCCUAAAAACAGAGCCCAGUCAGACUCCAAACCAGAUGCUCGUUGGCCAAGCCAGGUUGAACAUGAUGAUGAUCCUAAAAACACAGCACAGUCAGAUUCCAAACCAGAGGCCCGUUUGCCAAGCCAGGUUGAAUAUGAUGACCAUCCUAAAAGAAGAGCACUGUCAGAUACAAAACCAGAUGCUCGAGUUCCAAGUCAGGUUGAAGACGAUGAUGAUCUUAAAAGCAGAGUGCUGUUGGAUACCAAACCAGAUGCUCGUGUUCCUAGCCAAGUGGAAGGUGAUGAAGACCCAGCAUUGAGAAGUAGGACUAAACGAGCUACUCGGAUGCCCUACCAAGGUGAUGAUGAAGAUGAUGUAUUUGAGAGCACAGGUAAUAAAGGUGAUCUACUCAUAGUGCUCCUGAGAACUAGGUCAUUUCCUGACAACCAUGAGUAUUUUUUUUUGUCUUUCUUCAAGCAGUAAAAAUGAAAAUUAAGAACCAGUGGUACUAGAAGCCUCAGUAGGGCCAUUAUAAGACGCGUCUUACAUAGGACACAUCUUAAAUAAGACACAAACUUUCCGUAUAAAUGGCACAUUUCAUCUAGAAUAAGAUGCGACUUAGCUUUUAAGAUGUCUUAUUUUAGAACAGCCAAUAAUUGACCUUCAGAUCUUACAUAUGACGCGAAUGCAUUGUACGCAUGCAUUAAUUUUUGUUGCGCCAUGUUGGAUUGCUGUUGGUAACAUUCACAUGAAAACAAGUCAAGAACAGAAAUAAUACACAAACCAUUUAUACAAGCUGUUUUCGUCUUAGUUAAGACAUGCUCAUAUAAAUGGUAUAGUUCGCAUCUUAUGUAAGUCGCGUCUUAUUUUUCCUCAUAUAAAUGGCCGUAUUGUUACUGCCAAAAUAGUGUCUCACUAGGAUGGCCAUGAAUUCACCAUUUUAGAAAUGAGAUGGAAACUGGGCUCAGUAGAGGCUUCUGGGAUCAGUAUUGGGGACAUGCCAUUCAGCUAUUGGUCAAUUCUUUCCCCUGUUCCCAGUAACAGUCCCUGAAGUCUUUACCCCACCCAGCAGUAACCUUCUUGUGUUCUGAAGUGGUGAAUGGUGGGAGUGUAAAGUUCUUACAUAACAAAUAAGAUCUGAUAACAUUUAUUGUAACUGGUGAUAUCUUAAUAUAUCUAGAGUGAGGUGAAUAUUAUGGGAUAUCACCAUUAAACUUAACUUACUACACACAUGCAUAAAUAAUGUGGUUUUUUUUCAUAACUACUAGCAUGUACUUUGAAAAAACUCACCAGUAAGCUGGACAUAAAUAAAUACAUUCUUACUAUUCAAUAGCCAUUCUUGUUUAUAAUGACAAUCUUGUUUUUGGCAAUCAAACAUAACUUUAAUACAAUCUGUACACUUCACUACCUGUCUAAAGUCAGUUGCAUUACAGGCAGAGAUAUUCAUUCUUAUGUCUAUAAAUUUGUUUUGAUUGGCAGGAAACAAGGAGGUUAAAAGGAAUGCACUACUAUUAAACUGCUUUGGUAGUAGUAAAACUGAUAAAAUGCACAACAGUCAGCUGCAGGAAUUGGAAAAUGUGCUUGAAGAUCAUAACUGGGAUGGUAAGUCUUUUGUUGCAUGAUAUUCUGAGUCAGCAGUAAUAAAAAUAAUAAUAACAAUAAUAAUAAAAUAAUAAUAAUAAUGUCGGUAAUGCUGCAACUGCCAGGCUACUUACAUUGGUGAAACUGGCAGAAACCUUAGCACCUGACUGACGGAACACUUAAACAAUGGAAGGCUCGAAAUGCACCAAUGACAUUACUAGUCAGGGUGCAAAGAAAAUCAGUUUUACAGCUUGCCAUUCAGGCCAGCUAAAGCUAGCAUUUACUAGCCCAGACGUUAUUUCAACUAGCCCCAAAACUCUUUGACUAGCAGAAUUGAUUUCACAGUUCUUCUGUUAUACAAUUUCCUAAAAAAAAAACCUCACUUGCCCAUCGGACAAGUUAAAAACAGAAUUCACUAACCCGACAGCAAAAUCCACUAGCCCCUGGCUAUCGGACAGUACUUUCUUUGCACGCCGCUAGUCUUCAAAGCCAAUAACAUCACGGCUUAACUAACGGAUGACCAAUAACAUCACAACUUAAUUGACAAAUCAGGUCAAUAACCAGAGUUUAAUACCAUCAACUGAUGUGAUACAACACACACUGACUCUGAAGAUGACUACCACAUGGGUUGUCAAAACGUCAGUCACUCUCAACAACAACAGUCCUAUUCAGGACUACAUUCACCCCGAUGAUCAUACUCAACCUACUUAUGGAAUGACUCCUGGUUUCAAACCUUUCACAAUGCCGGCCAUAAUAAUAAUAAUAAUAAUAAUAAUAAUAAUAAUAAUAAUAAUAUUAUUAUUAUUAUUAUUAUUAUUAUUAUUAUUCUCAUCAUCAUUAUUAUUGUUGUUGUUAAUAUUAUUAUUGUCAUUAAAUUAUUAUUAUUAUUGUUAUUAUUAUUGUUACUGCUAUUAUUCAUGGGGUCCAACCCAUUUUAUAUGCAUACAUAUGUAUUAUAUGCAAGUGCUCCUGUAUUCAUGUAUAAUUUAGAUAUUGAUUAGUGAAGAAAGACUUGAAAUAAAUUCAAAGCAACGUUGUCAUGAACACAAUUCACCAAUGAAUGAACUAUUGAGUGUACAUGUAUAAUAACAGCUGAAGUAGAUAUGAUAUAACAUUUAAAGAUGUUAGAUUCUGAAUGCAAUUUCCCUGGUCCCAGAGGUUUGUUUCUGCAAGUGCUUUUUGGCUAGUUCUCUCUCAUGUGGAGCAAUUUUCAAGAAUAACCCCUGGGACCAGUAUGAGGCCAGUAACUUAAAGUAAACCCUGUUACCUUGUUUAAGAAUAAUUUUAUGUUGUUGAUAUUUUUUUCCUUCUACUACUUUAAUUUUGGUACUUUAGUAAAGUGCCACCGCAAAUGCAAGGCAUCGGAGUUGCUUCAGGCUGUUCACUCAUUUCUGGAUGCAAACAGUAGUGACGAGUCUUUAUCCUUCAUUUACCUUGCUGGCCCCACAGUGCAUGUAAGUCAGCAUUAAUGUUUCUUUUUAUAAUUUUUCUGCCUAGAAGCUCAACAUUUUUCAUGAAGUCUUGCAAGCAAACAUUAUAUAGUGAGCAAGUACAAGAAACCUGUACCACAGUAAAUGUGCUUAUGCGGUGAUUGACUUCUACAGUACUAACGCUCUAUUAAUUUUUGAAAUCAAAUGAAUGUUAUGCCUUUGAACCAAUCUUUGGCAAGAAAUUGUGAAUUCAAAAUGCUUCUCUUUGUUUUUGUACAAGUUUGUCUUUUUUAAAUUAUGAUUUCUGCGGGCUAUAAAACUUGCAGUGAUUAUUUUGUAUUUGAAAUAAAACCCACAAUUAAUUUUCAAUCAGUAUUAAUAAAAUGAUAUAUUUUACCUGCAUCAUGUUUUUUUUCCUUGUUUGUAGAUUAAUGGAAAGAAUUACCUGCUUCCAACAGAUUUGAAAUGUCCUUCCUCCCAGGCUGACCUUAUGCGCGAUGCCCUGGACAUCAACUGGCUGGUGUCACAUCUAAGCGAGAAUUAUGUUUGUAUUCAAACAUCUUGUGUUUUACAGUCUCUCUGUCAUUAUCUGACCUGAAAUUGAAUUUAACACAUCAAGUCCAGACAAAAAAUUAAAAUGACACAAGAAGGGGGCAUGCAUUAUUCACUGGGAACCAGAUGAAACAAUUCUGUGAUCACUGUCAAACCUUAUGGCUUUCAAAAGUAGAAAUUAAAGAACAUUUAAUAAGAUACAGAAUAUUGCAUUAAUUAAUUGCAUCUCAGUUUAGAAGUUUGUUGUACUUUUAAUAUUUUCUUUGUCAUAAUUUAUUUUUGAGCAAAAGUGAGUACAAAAAAAGAUUGUUGUUGUUGUUAGAAAACAGUUCAACUGUAGUAUGUUUUUAACUUUGACUAAUGUUAUUGAUGUAGGGACUUUCUUUGCAAUAAGCAAACAAAAAAAUGAUCAGGUCUUGCUCAGUACACAAUCUUUACCAGCAGAACCUCUGAAAAUGAAAUCCCAAAUUAAGUUAACAGACAAGAAAUAAGAUUUCUAAUUUGAAAUAGGUUGAAAUGCAUUAUAUUUAUUCUCAUUCUUAAUCAUUUUUAUAAUCAUCUUUUUUUUUUUGUAGAUGCAAGUGGUAGUAGUUGAUGGUGCUUUUGAAAAUGCUCAAACAGACAUAAAACUUAAAGGUGUUUUAAAGGGUCUUGCUCCGAUUCCUCCUCCACCAAAUGCAGUCAUUGCGUUUCCCUGUCAUCCAGGAACAAUUCGUCCAGAACAGGAAAGACUGUAAGUACCAUAUUAUUUUUUAUCUUAUCAAAAUAUUUUCAUCUUGGAGAAAUACCUCUGCAAAUCCUCUCCAAAGAAAUAGCUGGGGCAUAAUUGGCUUUUAUUUCCCUUCCCUGUAAUGUUGGGCAUUAGACUUGCUACAAGUUGACCUCACAAGCUUGGCAAGCUGAGCAGCAUUUUUUAGGCCACAAAAUUGUAGAUCAAGCUGCUUUAAAAUGCUCUUUGUUCUAUACUAUUUCCAGUGUGAUUUUCACACUAAAUAAAUUGUACUUUUGUCACUGAAAUACAAUUUAAUACUAUAGAACACCAUAUUUAAGAAUGUAACCUCCCACAGUUACUAGCCAUUACUUACUUUGUUACAAUCAGGGUUCGUACUUUUUUGAGUUCUUCAAAUUCCAUGACUUUCCUUGACUUUUUCCAUGACCUUUUCUACUUUUCCAUGACCUUAGGUUUAGCUGUCAAUUUCUAAAAUUUUGAAAACUGUACCUGUUUUACCGAAUUUUUGGCCCUUAAACAGUUCAACAGAAACAAACUCUGGUAUCCACCAAAAUGCAUUUCCAUUCGUGCUGUUUAAUUACUCCUUUUUAUCUUACGUUAUCCUGGCUUGCUUCGUCAUCUGCAGUAUGACUAAUCUACCACACAAAGGUGAAAACGUUAAUUUUCCGUGACUUUCAAGGACCGAAAAUGAAAUUCCAUGACUUUCCAGGCAUUGAAAAUGAAAUUCUUAAAAUUCCAUGACUUUCCAGGUUUUCCAUGACCUGUACGAACCCUGACUAUAAAGCUUACAUCUCAGAUUUUUAAUGUAAAUUUUAAUUACUGAUAAUCAAUCCUACAUGAGUUUACACAAACUUUUGAAAAAAUAAUUAAUAAAACAUUAGUCAGUCUUGUUUGAAUGAUAAAUUGGGGACUUAAUAUUGUUGUUGACGAUGUAGGUUAUACUUUCAAUUCAGUCAGAAUAAGAGGCCAGAAGCAUUGCUAACUACAGAAUUAUUUAUAUCUUCAAUCAUCAGAGAUUACAUUAAAUGUUUGUUGGCAAACCUAGAGGAUGAUCGUAUAAUGCUAUGUGAUCUGUUUGACAAAGUCCGAGAUGAGUUGAUGAAGAAGAAUCCAAACUGCAGUGUACCUAUCGAGUUUUCACUCAGCCCUUCGCUUUUCCCACUCCGCCUCAAGACUGAAAACAAUAAAGGUUAGUACCAACCGGGUUUUCUUAUCAUUUUCAGAACACACUAAUCUGCUUUUUGCUGAGCCAUUGUCUUUGCAAACGUGGUAGAGUAUUGAACUGCCUUACAUACACAAUUCUUCCAACAUGAUGAAACAUUGUGUGCCAGCCUUUCUUCUUAAAUACUACAGCUACCAAAGUAGAAAUUGCUUAACCUUGGUUAUAGUUCAGUCAAGGAACUUACCAUUGGUCAUAAAUGACCAGGCAGGCAGGUCUAUUCAUACUGCAAAUUUCACUAUUAAUCAAUCUGGCCAGACCAGUUCUUGAUUAAGGUGGCCCGAACCUAUUUAUUUGUGCGUUGGUUAUGCUUUUGAACCAGGUUUUUUGGCAGGAAUGUUUUAACCGAUCUCCAUGAUUUCUGGGAUCCUUAAUAAAGAAUGGUCAAACAUUGAGAAAAUGCUAUGUAUUUUCUUACAGGUAUAAAAACGUUUGAGAUAUCGGCAUAUGUUUAAGACCGCAUUUUUACAAAAAAUGUCAAUAAUAUCAAAACCCUAAGACAGAUUUUUCUCUAACUUUGGCAAAUAAGCCUCAGAGCUCUCUAGUUUUAUAUCUGCAAGUUUGAAGUCAAUCGUGACCGUAGAACUUGCUGCACAAAUAGCUGAUCAAAUUCAACCUUAAAAUGCAACACUAAUACAUUUGUGAAAGUUGACACAGAAAUAGAGGACAACUGCCGACAGACUAUCCCCUAUCUGCAAGGGUAUACUGUCUUGCCCAAAGCUUUAGGUGCAAGAAACUGAGUAAAUCAGAAACCUACGGCGAAUACAGUUCACAAUGCAAGAAGAACAACUUUAUGCUGAAUGCAGGGAAAGAUUAAAUAACUUCUAUUUAUCAAAGUUACUGUGCAUUUUCCCUUCUCUUUUCACAAAAAAUCUCAACAAAGCACAAUAUAACAUCUACGAAAAUCUCCUACCAGUUUUUAGGACUGGAUGUUCCCAUCUUGAGGAGAUAUAAAGCCACCAACUCCAGUACUUCAACCAAUCCAUUUUCAGCUGUAACAAAAACCCUGGUAUUAAGUAAUUUAUUCAAGUUUGAAAGAUUUGCCAUCACACUGGCACGGGCAUUUUGCCAUUGGGGAUAAUGAAAAGAAUAAGACGAUUGUCAUAUUUUCUUCAUCUUUAUCUCCAACUGGCAAACUUCCCAUAAAAACCUUGAAUAAAUUACCAAGUACAAGGGCUUUCAGUGCAGCUAAAAAAAUGGGCGGUUAGAAGUACAGGAGUUGGUGGCUUUAUUUCUCCUCAAAACGGAAACCUGCGACGUUAAAAACUCUUGAGAGUUUUUCAUAGAUAAUAUAAUUUGCUUUGUUAAGAUAGAUUUCAAAAAGAGAGGGACAAAUACAAAGUAAGUUUGAUAAAUAGAAAUAAAUAAAUCUCGCCCCACAUUCAGCAUAAAGUUGUUCUCCUUGUAUUGCGAACUGUAUUCGCCGUAGGUUUCUGAUUACUCAGUUUCUCACAACUGAAGCUUUGGGUAAGAAUACCCUUGCAGAUAGGAGUUGGCCGUCAGCAGUUUCCCUCUAUUCAUGCAUCAACUUUCACAAAUGUGUUAGCAUUGCAUUUUAAGGUUAAAUUUGAGCAGCUAUUUGUGCAGCAAGGUUCUAGGGUCACGAUUGACUUUAAACUUGUAGAUAUAAAACUAGGGAGCUCUGAGGCUUAUUUGCCGAAGUUAGAGAAAAAUCUGUCUUAGGGUUUCGAAAUUAUAUUUUUUUUUUAUAUAUUAAUUUUUGCAAGCUUCGCAAUUAUAUCUUUUGUAAAAAUGCGGUUUUAAACAUUACGCCGAUAUCUCAAACAUUUUUAUACCUACAGGAAAAUUUUUUCUUAAAGUUCGACCAUUCCUUAUUAAGGAUGCCAAAAAUCAUGGAAAUUGGUUAAAUCAUUCCUGCCGAAAAACCCAAUUGAAAAACAUAACCAAUGGGCAUAUAAAUGGGUUCAGGCUACCUUAAAUGCAUGUAGUAUGCAUGGUAAUGCUCUGUAAAAUUUAUAAAUGUGAUUAAAAAAUAAUUGUGAGGCUAUAGUCCAAAAAUCAGCCCUUGGGAAUAUUCCCUCUCAAUAAUAACUUCCAGUGAUGAUGAUGGUGCAAGUACAAAUCGCUUUAACUGUAACAAUACGGAACUUAUAUUUUGUUCCCUCACAUAAAAUAAUUUUAUUUUAUUCUGAAUUUGGGUAAAAAAAAAUGUGGUGAAGAACAUUGAAAACUUAAAUACCUAUAUGUUGUUUUGUAUUACAUGUGUGUUGUAACAACAGAUUAAAUUGCUAAGAAAAUGUUGUGAAACAAAUCUCAAUCUGUUCUUGCCCAUGAUUGACAAAUCAUGUCUUAACCACUUAUGUAUUAUUAUGGUAAUGGGUUUUUGGGAAUGGCAUAUUUGAGCAGCUUUUUUGUUACUCUUGUCAAAAGGGCUUCACUUGGAAUCCAAUGUAACUUGCCAUGCCAUAAUAGUUGCAAACUCCACGUAUAGUGGCAGUGGUCUUAUCAACACCAAUCAAUGCUUGAAAGACUGUGAAAAGCUACGGAUGGCUUUGCUUAAGGGUCAGUGGGAAUGCACUGGUAUGUAUACUAAAAUUUAUAAAUUUUAUUAAGCCAUAUAAUUAUUGGGGGGAGGGGUGUUGUGCAAAAUAAAGAGUCCCCUGAUGUUAGAUCUCCGGAGGUUGGCAAAGCCUCUGAGUGAUCUUGUAAACUCUAUUCUUGAACUCACUCAUAAUUCUUGAAGGAUACCUGAGUUUGUUUGUAGGAUGUUAGCCUGCAGUACAGGCGUUAUUUUUUCAUGUUUUUCGGGCGAGUGAAAGCAAUCGCAAAGCAAGCGAUGAGUGCGAUUGUCUUCACUCGCCUGAAAGCCUUCACUCACCCGAAAAAGCCAUCUUAAUGGCUCAUGGAUAUUGGCCAAGUUCUUUUUGCAUAUUUAUUCACCGAGAUGAAGUCAAGGACAAUUAAAGCACAUAAAAGAACGAGGCCAUUGUAGCCUUCUUGACCAAACAAACUUAGUCAAGACAGGAUUUAUUGCAUUGACAAAAAGAGAACUUUUUCUUACGGGACCAACGCGGGAAAUCCCGAGCGGGCAAGAUGGCGCCAUUAAUUCAUUUACUCGAAUUUGCUCUUUUACACGUUUGUCUUUGUUCUGCUGUCUGAUCAAGUUUUAUACUACUUUCAUUGAAGUCUAUAGGUAUUGCAUUGUUCUUUAAAUGUUUGUUUUGUCAUAUUGCAACGACAGAAGUUAUUAACAAGACAGGCAAAGAGAUAAAAAACGAGUUGAGGGAAUCUUUAAACAAGCUGAGUGAGGACAAAAAGGACAGGGUUGUGAUGGUGUAUUUUAUGGGCUACACUCGAAAGGUAAGGUUAUGUUAUUUUCAAGAAAACAAGCUAACCCUUACCUUAAUUAAAAUGGUUGCCGUUGUUAAUUUUGCCAAGGCAGGAAUCAGUUCCCGUUUUUUUUGUUGGAUUGGACAGCAGCAGCGCGCGUUUUUCCAAUAUGAGAGGUGUAGAGGCAUUGUUAGUUGUUUCCUAUAAUUUUCGUAAGCAUCGAAGAAGUAUUUAGUACGUUAGAAAGCUUUUUUUCCCCGUUAAUGCCGCCAGAUCGCAGAACAAUAUUCAUUUAUCCCCGCUCGAAGUUCGCGCUAUGUUAGUCACGUGACUAUCUUGGGUACUAGUUCCCAGGCUCCUUCUCUCUGCCAAAAACGAGGAACCGAAAUAAGAAAUUGGGCUAAAUUGGAAUCCUGCAUCACGGACAUCGAUUAAAAAUUGACCAACCUUUGGGACCUUUGUCAAUUCAAUAAUUUAUAAAACUACGGCACUCUUUGUGAACUUUUAUUGUGUUUUCUCAUCAACAAUGAUCAAGAGAAAAAAAGACCAGUUAAUAAAAGCGUAAAAAGUCGACGUUUCGACGCCAUAUUUCGAUCCCACAGCGGCGACAUCCAUGAAAAUGUCGCUGAAAGUAGACUUCGCAUCCUUUCAGUUUUUUUCGCAAUUAUCCCAAGGGGCUCAGUUACUUAAAAGAAGGGAAUUUGGGUUGGAGCUGAAGAGAGAGGGCCACGCCCAAUUCCUGGACAGAGAUUGUAGAAUUUAUAGCCUUGCCAUUCCCGUUCCCAAGUAAACUUAAAAUUUGGUCAUUUCACGUCUUAGUUAUGCAGGGACUGCAAAGAAAUGUACAAAAAAGCGUGAUGCACGUGCCGAGUUGUUGUUUUGUCCAUUAAACCUAUUGCCAGCUUUGACGUUCCCUUUGCCGACGCCGCCGUAGUUUCGUAAGGUCCCUAUUGGCACUCCCUUAUUUGGUCUAGACGGAUAUGUACCGCUGAACCGCUGAAGAGGAUAUGGUUUCAGGGUCUUGAGUUUUAAACAGGGUAUACAGUUUCACCAUUCGACGCCUUUAACAGGGUGUUGUUUUGGACUGGAAGUUUGCGUCUGAGCGGUCUUCGUUUAUUGGCACCUACAAUCUUUUUCCAAAAAGUGUCAUUCCUUGAUAUUACUUUGAAAAAUAACCUAACUUUUGAGCAAAUUUUUGAGAAAUUACGGAAAACGUUUUGGAAAAACUCGAGCAACUUGUGCAAAAGCCUAACCCCAGCUGUAACCCCACCUAUCAUGUAAAUGCAAUCAAAUUUAAACGAGAGAUUAUAUAGCCUACGAACGGCAGACGUAUUUCCGGUCGUCGAUUCUCUCCCUUCGAAAAAUCUGAGGGAGAGAAGCGACGACCGGAAAUACGUCUGCGGUUCGCAGGCUAGAGAUUAUAUGGACUGGUGAGUUACCUCAUCUUCUUGGGGUCCCCCACCUUCAUGUAAACAGGCCCUUAAAUUAGAUUGUAUUGAUAAAAGCGUUACGAUGACGCCGAAACGUUUUCACGCUUUUAUUUUGUGUUAUUACAGAUAUUGGAUCGUAACUGUUUCUUUGGAAGAGAUUUCACUGUUGGUUCUCUUGAGCCUCUACGUUCAAGUGUCCCUCUUAAGUGGGUACUGGAUCUCAUAUGUGAGAAACUUAAAGGGGUGAGUAGUAUUUCUACCCUGGAUCAGUGAGCUAGAUAUGGUGUAGAAUGUACAUUGCUUGAAGGGUAUAGCGAGUUUAAUAUCCGAAACACUACUAGCAAAAGACUGAACAAUAUAAAGACUUUCUUAAAGUCCUUCGCUUCUCAUUUCCGGUUCCGGUAGUUGGCCCCAGCGCGAAGGACGAGCUCUCGCUCCUUCGCUCGUUUUUGCUGCAGAAAACAUAAAAAAAUCUACCGCCCGCGCUUCGCGCUCGUGAAAGAAUCUGAGCUCGACUUGUAGGCAAGUCUAAACAAUAUACAGCUAUUUCGAGAAAGGCUGUCGGGUGAAGUGCACGCGACAAUCCCGAAAGGUAUUAUGGGUGCUUUUGAGUUCGCUGUUCUUCAAAGAAAUUGGAAUGGAUGACACGAGAGGCCAUGGACGCAUGUUUGCGAGUGCUAAAAGAAAGCAAAAAAGUAGCGUAGUUACAGUGUCAGGAACAGUGUAUUGAUCAGACCCCUGUUACCUUUCGGGAUUGUCACGUGUAUAUUUUUUCAGACAACCUUUCUCGAAAUAGCUGCAUACGCAGAAGCUACUUCUUACUUAGUGCUGCGUAAUUCAAAACAGGGGCUUUCCAACAUGAUAUUUCGGUUUUGUACCACGUGAAUGACCAGCUGCAAAGGGCCUAUUAAGGAGGUUAACCGUCAUUCGUCAAAGGCUCAAAAUUUAACUGUCAAUUAUAUUUCCAACCUUCAACCGUCGGGGAGGACCCAUAGCUAUGGCCCUCUUACUUCUCUCUCCUGCUGCUCAGUAUCAUAAAUUAUCAUUCAUUCAUUAAUUAAUCUUUUGCAUUUCUUUUUUCAGCCAAAAAUCUUAAUAGUAGAUGACUUAGGAACAAGCCAGCCGGAAGGACUGGUACCAAUGACAGCUCCAAAUGAUGUGUUGAUCAGUUUACCUAGAGAAAAUAAACCCUGGUGGGUAAAACUUUGAGAAGUAAAUUUUUGCGGCUUCAGCCGAGUUCUACUAAUGCAGAGACUUAAGCGUAGCUACGAGGGAGGUUCUAAAAUGCCGUGGCCUCAAAACCUGAAUAAAGUCGGGAUACUGCGUUUCAAAAAAUAACGCAUUAAUAAACUCAUUCGUAGCUGAAUGCAAAUCAGUGUUAAGAAGGUCUAAAUUGAAAUCACCCAUUAUGUAACACAUUUUAUUGUCCCUGGUUACCCGAUGAAGCAAUUGGUGAAAAGAUUGCAAUUGGUGAAAAGAUUUGGUCUUUGCACGUCUUAGUUAUGCAGGGACUGCAAAGAAAUGUACAAAAAAGCGUGAUGCACGUGCCGAGUUGUUGUUUUGUCCAUUAACCCUUUUGCCAGCUUUGACGUUCCCUUUGCCGUCGCCGCCGUAGUUUCGUAAGGUCCCUAUUGGCACUCCCUUAUUUGGUCUAGACGGAUAUGUGCCGCUGAACCGCUGAAGAGGAUAUGGUUUUCAGGGUCUUGAGUCUUAAACAGGGUAUACAGUUUCACCAUUCGACGUCUUUAACAGGUUGUUGUUUUGGACUGGAAGUUUGCGUCUGAGCGGUCUUCGUUUAUUGGCACCUACAAUCUUUUUCCAAAAAGUGUCGUUCCUUGAUAUUACUUCGAAAAAUAACCUAACUUUUGAGCAACUUUUUGAGAAAUUACGGGAAACGUUUUGGAAAAACUCGAGCAACUUGUGCAAAACCUUAAUCCCAGCUGUAACCCCACCUAUCAUGUAAAUGCAUUCAAAUUUGAACGAGAGAUUAUAUAGCCAACGAACUGCAGACGUAUUUCCGGUCGUCGCUUCUCUCCCUUCGAAAAAUCUGAGGGAGAGAAGCGACGACCGGAAAUACGUCUGCGGUUCGCAGGUUAUAGAUUAUAUGGACUGGCGAGUUACCUCAUCUACUUGGGGUCCCCCACCUUCAUGUAAACAGGCCAUUAUAUUAGGUUGUAUUGAUAAAAGCGUUACGAUGACGCCGAAACGUUUUCACGCUUUUGUUUUGUGUUAUUACAGAUUUUGGAUUGUAACUGUUUCUUUGGAAGAGAUUUCACUGUUGGUUCUCCUGAGCCUCUACGUUUAAGUGUCCCUCUUAAGUGGGUACUCGAUCUCAUGUGUGAGAAACUUAAAGGGGUGAGUAGUAUUUCCACUCUGGAUCAGUGAGCUAGAUAUGGUGUAGAAUGUACAUCGCUUGAAGGGUAUAGCGCGUUUAAUAUCCGAAACACUACUAGCAAAAGACUGAACAAUAUAAAGACUUUCUUUAAGUCCUUCGCUUCUCAUUUCCGGUUCCGGUAGUUGGCCCCAGCGCGAAGGACGAGCUCUCGCUUCUUCGCUCGUUUUUGCUGCAGAAAACGUAAAAAAAUCUACCGCUCGCGCUUCGCGCUCGUGAAAAAAUCUGAGCUCGACUUGUAGGCAAGUCUAAACAAUAUGCAGCUAUUUCGAGAAAGGCUGUCGAGGAAGUGCACGCGACAAUCCCGAAAGGUAUUGUGGGUGCUUUUGAGUUCAAAGAAACUUGAAUGGAUGACACGAGAGGCCAUGGGCGCAUGUUUGGGAGUACUAAAAGAAAGCAAAAAAGUAGCUUAAUUACAGUGUCAGGAACAGUGUAUUGAUCAGACCCCUGUUACCUUUCGGAAUUGUCACGUGCACAUUUUUUCAGACAACUUUUCUCGAAAUAGCUGCAUACGCAGAAGCUAACUUGAACUAGCAGCCGUUGUCUCCCUAGCACCCCAUUUUUCUUACUUAGUGCUGCGUAAUUCAAAAAAGGGGCUUUCCAACAUGAUAUUUCGGUUUUGUACCACGUGAAUGACCAGCUGCAAAGGGCCUAUUAAGGAGGUUAACCGUCAUCCGUCAAAGGCUCAAAAUUUAACUGUCAAUUAUAUUUCUAACCGUCGGGGAGGACCCAUAGCUAUGGCCCUCUUACUUCUCUCUCCUGCUGCUUAGUAUCAUAAAUUAUCAUUCAUUCAUUAAAAAAUCUUUUGCAUUUCUUUCUGCAGCCGAAAAUCUUAAUAGUUGAUGACUUAGGAACAAGCCAGCCGGAAGGACUGGUACCAAUGACAGCUCCAAAUGAUGUCUUGAUAAGUUUACCUAGAGAAAAUAAACCCGGGUUGGUAAAACUUUGAGAAGUAAUUUUUUGCGGCUUCAGCCGAGUUCUACUAAUGCAGAGACUUAAGCGUAGCUACGAGGGAGGUUCUAAAAUGCCGUGGCCUCAAAACCUGAAUAAAGUCGGGAUACUGCGUUUCAACAAAGCUACGGUUAUUCGGGCAACAAAAACGUGCAAAGUAUUUUGCAAUUUUGUUACAAAACGAGUUGAAAAGUGAUGUUGCGCGUUUUACCACCCGCGUUCAAAACUGUCUCGCUACCAAUCAGGUUGUUGCAAGUUGCGUGAAUGCUGACUUCUGAUUGGAUAAAAUGAUGAAGGAGUCAUAUCAUAUACUGGAGUUACGUCACCUGCUGCAAAACAAUUUUGACUUCGGCCAGUAAAAUGCGCAACAUGUACAGAUUUUGUCGCAAAAAUUAGCACUACUCUCUACUUUCUGCAACAACUUUUUGCAACUGCAACAACUUGAUUUAUGCAAGGCAUGCAUUGAGGCCAAGACAGGUUAAAGUGGUGUCGGCCGCUUACGAGAGAUCGUUGUUUACUAGAGGCUCCAACUGUAAUGAUUAGACUGGGAAAAUUUAGGUGUUUUGAUAGGUGGUCGCUUAAUAUGAGAAGUAAGCGCACAUGGGGGUUCGACUGUAUCAAAAACCAAGAUGAAUGAACUCAUGAGAAGUAGCUAUGUCUGCCCGGCUGCCAAUUUUUUCGUCAUUACCUGCAGGAACGAUCGAAUAAGCAUUUUCAUUGUAACAUCACAAGUAUCGAAACACUAGCAUCCUUUUGAGUUGUCUAAGCCCUUAAGCUAAGAAAAUUGUCGAUUUUGACAACGCUCGCUAUGCAGUGAGGGAAGCUAUUUUCUCACUGGUUCACGUGAUUACCUGUCCGAUUGUUCCAAUGAAAAUGAGCACACUCUUUUUUUAUAAAAAUAUCGAGGCUGAAAUUUGCGAAAUUUUAAGAAUAGUUUAAGAAUAAAACCGAGGCUGAGACUUUGAAAGCGAUGUUGUUUUGUGUGUUGAAAAUCUGAAUUAUACGUUUUUAUCUUAACCGUGUAAAAAAACUAGGGAGCUUUAGGAAAGACAACGGCGACGGCAACGAGAACGUCAAAAAAAAAAAGAAAUAAGUUUAUCCUGAUUAAGCAAAACAACAACUUUGCACGUGCAUCACGCUUUUUUGUACAUUUCUUUGCUGUCACUGCGCGACUACGACGUGAAAAUGCCUAAUUUCACGUUUUCAUGGAGGACGUAAAUUAGCGACGAAGAUUUUUUGCUCAUUUCUAAACUUGAGUACGGUCCUCUAGGGAAAUCCGCCUACAUUUGACAUUUUCAGCGAACUAUGGGAUAAACGCGAAAAAGUUUGAAAAAACGCCGAUUCAUUUAAAAAGUGAGGUUUCGCUGCCGAAAUAAGCCAAAUGUUCUAUGCUAAUGACAGUUCGAUGAACGGUAUAUAGCACAAGCUUAGGAUGAUAGCAUACUAGCAUGGUAUAUAGCUCAAACUGAAGAAAUGAACAAGCCGCAAAAAGAUAGACUACGAGCAGUCUCUCUUGUUUCUUGGUCCGUCGAGCAAAACAUGCGAGACACGCAAAUGACCACGCGCGUGACUAUAGGCACGAGAUUAGAGAGGGCUCCCGCCCUCGUUUCUCGCCUCUCGCGGCUUCGCCGUUCGACGCUCGCGCUCGCGUUCGCGUGCACUCCCCGCACUAAAUCUGAAGAAAAAGAGAGACUGCUCGCAGUCUACAAAAAGAAAAUGAUAAAUUCUUUCUUUUUUAAUAUAAUUUAAGAAUGAUACAAACAUAUUUUAAGCCUAAAAUCAGAGGGGGAAAGAGAGAAUAUUCAGCCUUGUUCGGAAAAAUCAUAUUCUUAUAAAAACAAAGUGGAGCUAACUGUAAUGAUUUACUAACUGUAAUGAUUUACAUUAACGUCUUGUAUUCUUUCGCCAGGCCUAAUGAAGCCAGUGUCACGACCAAAUUUGCUGGGUUCCUGGAAACCAAAGCUGGUGAACUUUCCCUGAAGGAGAUGGUACAAAAAGCAACUUUUGAUCGACACCGCCUUAGUUCUAGUUUAUAUUUAAACUGA